This is a messenger RNA of Rodentolepis nana, 1053 nucleotides long. Lineage: Eukaryota; Metazoa; Platyhelminthes; Cestoda; Cyclophyllidea; Hymenolepididae. The record is from the annotation of a GenBank genome assembly.
AUGCGUAAAUUGGAAUCAUUCCGAUCUAGCCAAUCAGCAAUUCGUCGUCGAAGGUCGGUUGAGGAGAAUAAGAAUAUAGAUUUAAAACCUAGCGCAGUGACAUUCAUCAGUCCUUUUGGCGACAACCGAGUGGACGUCUACUUCAAGAGAGCAGGUCAACGACAAACAACAAUUUCCUGUUCCUCAUCUAAUUUACCCGCUUCUGGCAAUUACGGAAAUGAGCUGGAUUUCAAUAUCGUCUGCGCUAGAGUUGUUUGCAGACUCAAUAAACUUCCUCGAGCAGGUACAGUUCGUGUCAGUCUAACGGGAUGGCUAUGGACACCCACUUUCUUCAAAAAGCAGCUUCCUGAUGUCAAGUUCGUGACCAAACUGAGUAUUUUGGAUUGGGGAGAGCCACCAAAGGUCCUUCUCAACUAUCCCGAAGCGCGGUUCGAUUUUCCGGAUGAAUCACCAUUUUAUGAGCUUCCACAAAUAGUCGUGUUUCGGGGAGUGCCAGGAAAAUACCGCUCCAGAAUCCCACUCUGGCCGAUUAUUGUUGGUAUUGUUUGUGGAAUUAUGCUUCUCUUUGGACUCAUCGCAUCUCUAUACUGCUGCGGAUUCUUCCAGCGAAGGCAGAAGACGAAUGAGGCAAAGAGGAAGUCUAUGAUGGCUUCGGCAAGCCGGAAGCCCGUUUCAGACGACCAUCCUGCGAAAUUUCUUUUAGACAAAGGGCUGAAUGGAAACGGUUCCUCCUCCAUGAACGGGAGAAACGCAGAGAUUUAUACUGCAAAUCCCCUGCAUGCUGGAAGUCCUGAUCUACUCUAUGCUGUUUCUCCACAACCUCCAACACCUUUACCUUAUGAACCAGAAGAGUGGUGUGAUAACCAACAUCCACUGACAGAAGAAACGGAGAAAUUUGAACUAUUAGACCCCGAAGAAGUGCUCCUCGCAAAAGAAAAUUCACGAACUCCAUCACCCUCCUCGAGUACUGGACUUCCUGACUGGUUGAUGAGCGAGAUAAAGGAGAAUGAGUCCAAAGGCAAAAGAUCCAAAAUCCCCAAGAGUGAUCCCUAG